Molecule: messenger RNA, 1890 nt
Organism: Pollicipes pollicipes
Lineage: Eukaryota; Metazoa; Arthropoda; Thecostraca; Pollicipedomorpha; Pollicipedidae
Gene: SREBP
Product: Sterol regulatory element binding protein
Exons: 14
Coding region: 1-1890 (629 amino acids)
Biological process (GO): regulation of transcription by RNA polymerase II
Cellular component (GO): nucleus
Molecular function (GO): protein dimerization activity; DNA-binding transcription factor activity, RNA polymerase II-specific; RNA polymerase II cis-regulatory region sequence-specific DNA binding
Source: RefSeq, a predicted model, not a curated record
AUGCACCUGACGACGGUGUCGGGCUCGCCGGUGAUCUACACCACGGUGUCGUCGCAGGUGCUGGCCAGCGGCCCGGUCACCGUGCCGACCCUGGUCACGGCCAGCUUCCCGCUCCUGGUCGAUGCCGACCGGCUGCCCAUCAGCAAGCUGUCGCCCUCCUCCGGCAGCCGGUCUUACGGCUCGUCGGGCGGCCAGAGCAGCCCCGAGGAGCCGCCGCGCAAGAGCUCGCACAACGCCAUCGAGAAACGCUACCGCACUAGCAUCAACGACAAAAUCCAGGACAUGCGCAUGCUGGUGUGUGGGCCCGAAAGUGACUCCAAGAUGACCAAGUCCGCGAUCCUGAAGAAGGCCAUCGACUACAUCCGCUUCUUGAGGCACCAGAACCAGCGGUUCCGCGAGGAGCUGCGCCUGCUGCGCAAGCCGCUGGAUCCGUCGACGGCGCGGUUGGAGGACCUGCUGCGGCCGUCCCGCCAGUCGUUCGAGUUCGGCCUGCCCAGCCCGCCGGGUCUGUCGGACCGCACGCGCAUGACGCUCUGCAUGUUCCUGCUCGCCUUCCUGGCGUUCAACCCGGUGCGCCAGGUGACGGAGUGGGGCCGGGACACGCUCGUGCCGGGCACACUGGACGCGCCCGUCGCCGGCCGCACCAUGCUCUCGGCCGAACCAGAGGCCAGUUCUUGGUGGAGCGUGCUCUUCUCGCCGUUCACCGUGUGGGUGACCAACAUCAUCAUUUUCCUCAUCUGCUUGCUCAACAUCUUCAUCUAUGGCGAGCCCAAGGGUCGGAUAUCCGAGGCCACCGACCACCUGGAGCGCAGCCUGCGCUACAUCGGCAAGCCGGUGCCGACGUCGCGGCUGAACUGGCUGGUGGCGCUGCUGUGGCAGGUGUUCCGCCAGGCGUCGCACCACAUCCCGGGCGGGCUGUGGCUGGCGCGCCGCGGACACCGCGUCCUCAUGUCCAGGCGUGAGCGAGAGGACCUAUACAUGAUGUCGGCCGGCUACGCGCGCGUCUACCACCGGCUGCACCAGCUGAGCCUGUCGGACCACGGGCCGCUGAAGCAGGCGCUGCCGGACCUGCUCGGCUGGCUGGCCCGCCUUAUCAUGACCAAGGGUCUGCACGGCCUGGAGACGGUGCCCGUCAGCAUGCGCUGGCUGGCUACCAGCGACGGCAUGCGCUUCUUCAUGGAGCACAAGUGGACGUACGAGAAGGAGCGCAACAGCAUGUUCUCGUGGGCGCCGCCGGCCAGCCCACUCCUCUACGUCCGACAGUUGUUCCACGAGCACCUGCUGGAGCGGACGCUACAAACGCUGACGAUGCCGGGCGCGCGCUGCGUGGACGUGUGCGACGCCGACCUGCUUCGGCGCAGUCACGUGACGGACGCGCUGCGCUACUGCCAGCUGGACGAGCGCGCCGACCAGGUGUUCGGCCGCGUGGAGGCGCUGCCGGCGCCGCUGCACGACACCGAGGACCCGCUGCCGCGCGCCGUCCGCGUGGCCGUGCAGGCGUGGCGGAGUCAGCACCUGCAGCUGCUGGUGUGCGACCUGCUGCUGCAGACGCGCACGGCAGUCUGGGAGCAGUCGCGUCGUGUGUUCCUGCACGAGGCCACGGUGCGCAUGAUGGCCGGCGCUGCGCCCGGCCGCACCCAGCAACUGCUCGAGCGCUCGCUGCGCCACAGGAACGGCCGCACCUACUCGUCCGUCAUUUGCGGCUCCGAGAAGCAGCCGCACCAGUACGUGGGCGAGCGGGAGCACGCCAUCGCGCUCAUGAUGGCCUGCAAACACCUGCCGGAGGACCUGAUCUCGUGCCCGGGCGAGCGGAUCGGCGACCGGCGCCGUCUGAAGGACUGCUUCAGCAUGAUGAAGUCAAUCGGCGCCUCCUUCCCCAGCGCCAGCUGA